CUGACGCCAUCACAACCGUCGCAACAGCUGUAGAGACUCCAGAGCCCGUAGUAAUACAGGACGCAGUUCCUGCAACCGUUGUGGAGACUCCCCUAGCCGAAGUAACACCAGUUGCAGCUCCAGCAGCAGCGCCAACUUCUGAUACGGUCGUGGAGACUACAGCGCCGGUAGCUGAGCCGGCCGCAGCUCCAACAGCUGACGUUGAAACUCCUGUUGCUGAUCCAGUUAAUGAUCCGGUGAUAGCCCCCGAAUCUGUUGUGGGUACUCCAUCUGCAACAGUGGCAGCUUCUGCAUCGGUGGAAGCCCUUGCAGCAGUCAUAGAGACUGCAGUACCCGAAACAGCAGCAGUGGCAACUACGAUAACUGAGCAAUUGGCAGCUCCUGCUGCGGUCGCGGAGACUACAGUGCCAUUAGCUGAGUCAGCGGUAGCUCCAGAAGCUGUAGUUGAGACUCCCUCUUCGACGGCAGCCCCCGUAGCAGCUCCAGUGAUAGCCGGAGCUCCCGUAGCAGUCUUGGAGACUCCAGAGGCUGUCGUAGAGGAACAAACUCCGGCAACAGAGCCGACGGAAACUCAAUCAAAUGUGGUGGAGGCAGCAACUCCGGUAGUUGUGUCGGAAGCAGAUGCAGUGGAGGUGCCUGCAGCAGUUGUGGAGACUCCGGCACCAGUAGAGGCUACUGUGGCAGCCCCAAUACCGGAACCGGUCGUGGCACCCAUCGCUGUCGUGGAGACUUCUGAACUUGCGGCCACUCCUGCUGAGGAGACUUCAGUCCCUGUAGAGACUCCAUCAGUGCCAGCAGCUGUCAUGGAGACUCAAGAAGAGCCAGCAGCUAUUGUGGUAGCUCCAUCUGAGGAGACUUUAGCACCCGUUGCAGAAUUAGUGGCAGCCUCAGUGGAGACUCCAACUCCGGCAACAGAGCUCACAGAGACUCAAACAACUGUCGUAGAGACCCCAGUUCCAGACUCAGAAACUGCUGCAUCUCCAGUGGCUGUCGAAGAGAGUUCAGAGCCAACUCCAGCGGUUGUUGAGGAGACUCCUGCUGCGACAGCCGAACCUGAGGGAACUCAAGUAGAUCCUGAAGAGACUCCAUCUCCAGCUGCAGAGCCUGCGGCAGCCACUGCCAUUGAGACUUCUGCUCCAGUAGAAAUUCCAGUAGCAGAAGUGGAGACACCUGCGGCAGAUCCAGCGGUGACUUCAGAAGCCGUCCCAGAAGCAGCGGCAGAUCAAGUAUCGGCUGAGGAUUCAACAGUUGUUUCCGAUUCAGAUGUGGAUCCGUCGGCAGUUGUGCCCGUGGCAAAGAUACAUCCGACGCGCAGGGAUCUGAAUACCACAGAUCUAUCGCUGCUGGCCAUUGCGGCUACCCUAGACGCCAUAUCCGACAAGCUGAAGGAUCAGAGAGCUCGCAACCAGGAGGUGCUGGAUCGCAUUUGCGAAAUAGAGAAGAUUUUGGGCGUCGCCCAGAAGUAACUCUUCCAUAUAUCUAGCAAUUGUUGAAUUUCUCGAAACUCAUAAAUAAAGUAUAUUCGCGGACUGCCUUA
Molecule: messenger RNA, 1537 nt
Organism: Drosophila navojoa
Lineage: Eukaryota; Metazoa; Arthropoda; Insecta; Diptera; Drosophilidae
Gene: Cpn
Product: Calphotin
Source: RefSeq, a predicted model, not a curated record